This is a messenger RNA of Hansenula ciferrii, 2541 nucleotides long. It is a transcript of the gene VPS54, whose product is annotated as Vps54p. The record is from RefSeq and is a predicted model, not a curated record. NCBI's taxonomy places the organism in Eukaryota, Fungi, Ascomycota, Saccharomycetes, Phaffomycetales, Wickerhamomycetaceae. Gene Ontology annotation, molecular function: syntaxin binding. The coding region runs from base 1 to 2541 and encodes 846 amino acids. Gene Ontology annotation, cellular component: GARP complex. The transcript has a single exon. Gene Ontology annotation, biological process: Golgi to vacuole transport; retrograde transport, endosome to Golgi.
AUGGCUGAACAUAGAAUACCCAGUGUUAUCCAUGAGAAUGUCAGGGCGUCAUUUGAACCAGAUUUCGAGUCUACAAGAAACUCUAUAGAUUCACUUUCUUCAUUAUCACAUCCAGGAAUUUCCAAUUCAUUAGAUUUGAACGAUGAAUUGGCCAGUACAGGUGAUCAAAGCUCUAACUUGGCAUUAUCUAGAAGAAGUUUUGAAAGUUCUAGUUUCGUUACAUCAAGUUUUAGACCAAGUUUUGAUGAUAGUUUACCCUUAUUAGGAUUGAAUCGUUUAUCUAUACAAAAAUUAAGUCCAUUAGGUCCAAAUUCAAUUUAUGAAAUAAUAGCUGAUGUUGAUUCUAAGAAAAAUACAAAUAAUACACUUAGUCCAAAUCCAAAUAAAUCAAAGAAAAAUUUACAUUUAAAACCUCCAACUCAAAGAGAUAUUCCAGCUGUUCAUUUAUCAAAAGUUGAAAAAGCACCAAAGGAAGAAUUGAAACAAUAUUUAAUAGAUCUUGGGAAAGAAUAUGAGAAAUAUUCGAGUAAUAAACAGUUAACAGCUACUACAUUGGAAUCAUUUGUUAAAAAGCAACAAGGCGGUGAUCAAAAUAAUAAUGAUUUAUUGGAACAAGAAAUUGAUUCAUUAAAUACUAUACCUGAAAUAUAUUUUUCUGAGAAUUUCAAUUUGGAUGAUCCUAGAGUGUUUAAAGCUGUUACAGAGGGGAAUAAAUUAGAUAAAUUAAAUGAAUUAGCACAAGAUAAAUUAUCAUGGUAUUUAGAUACAGUUGAGGUUCAUCUGGUUAAUGAAAUUUCAAAAUCUUCAAGUUCAUUUUUCGAUGCAUUAACUGAUCUAAAUAAUAUAAGUUUGAAGAAUCAAAAUACUGUACAAUUAAUUAAUAACUUGAAGGGGAAAUUAUCAAAGUUACAAAGUCAAAAAAUUACAAAAUUAUUGGAUAAAUUGAAUCUAAUCACUAAAAGAACAAAUAUUGAUAAAUUAGAACAAGGUUUUUUACAAAUAAGUAUGGUUUUAAAUCAAUCUGAUAUUGCAGAAUCUUACUUUUUAAAAGGUGAAUAUGAAAAAUGUUUAGAUAAAGUUGAUUAUGUUGAAUCUUUAAUCAAAGGUGAAGUUACAGAUUUGAACUGGCCACAUAAAUUAGUUGAUCUAAGGACAGUACCAGCAUUGAUUAACAUAAGAGAACUGUUAUGUAACUUAAGAAUACAAACAGGUCAAUCAUAUUCAAAAGUAUUUAUAAGCUUCUUACUAGAUGAUCUUAGAAAACAUUAUGAAGAAAUAGAUUUUGUUAAAGUCACUGAAAGGUUAGUUAAUAAUUCAUCAUAUAAAGUUGAAAUUAAAGAUGAAUUCAAAUCUAAAUUGAAUGAAUAUAUCAUUGGUCUUACAAGAUGUGAAGAAUUAGCAUCAGCUUUUAAUAACUAUGAAGAACAAGUUGUUAAUGAAAUGAAGAAUAUUGUUCGACAAUUUUUACCAAGUGAAGAAGCUGAAUCAAGUGAAUCAAGAGCUGGUACUUCAUCUGUUAGUGGAUCGACUUCAAAUAAACCAAGUGGUAAAAGUCUGAGUGCUUUAAUUAAGGGAAUGACACCAAGGGAUUUUGAAGAUAUGGUAAUAAAGAUAUAUGCCACAAUCUCAGAAGGGUUAAGAAGAUUACAAGUUCACCAGAAAAUCUUGUUAGAUUUAGCAUUAAGUAAUAUCAAGCAAAAAGAUCAAGAUCAGAUAAAUCUAAUUAUGCAAUUGGAUAUAAAGAAUUCAAUUAAUAAAAGUGCAGAAAUUGUUCAAAUUAGAAUGGGUAAAAUUAUAUCAGUUAGAAAAGAUAUUAAUGCUUCAUUACGUUAUGAUUAUUUCUUGAGAUUUUUUUAUAUAAAUUCAGUUUUUUUAAAUGAUUCAGAAAAUAUUUCAGGUAUGAAUUUUAAAUUUUUACCAGACAUUAUAAAUUCACAAAUCAAAAUUUUCAAUACUACAUUCCAUCAUCAUAAUUUGAAAGCAAUUUCUCAUUCAUUAGAAAAAGAAGACUGGAAACCAUUGAUUGUAUCGCAUGAGCUCCAGGAAGUUGCUAACAAAAUUGUUGAUAAUGUUAAUUUAGAUGCUGAUCAACAUUGGAAAAAGGAACUUUUACAUUUGAGACCAGAUUCGAACUCAAAUGAUCCAAAAAAUGAUAAUGAUGGUAAUAAUAAACAAACAUCUCAUAAAAGAUCAAUUGUUGUUGGUGAUAAAACAUUUGUUGCAAGUAGUUCAUUAUUAACUUUGAUUUCUAAAAUUUCAGAUUAUUUCAUUUUAAAGCAAAAUUUCCAUCAUUAUUCAAGUAUGUAUGAAACAUAUUUAAUUGAAUUAUUUAAAUAUUAUAAUUCAAAAUCAAUGAAUUCAAUCAAAAAAACUGAUGGAACUUUAGAUCGGGAUAAAAACUUAAGUAUAGUUGGUGAAUCAUUAGAUUGUUUACAGGAAUUAAUUCACUACAUUCGUAUAGAUUUUGAUAAUUUAGAAUUGGAUGAGCUAUAUAACACAGUGAUUAAUAAUUUUGCAGCAUCAAAAUCCAAAAUAGCAUAA